UCGUAAAUGUGGGUCAAAUCCCUAUAGUUGAUGCUGUGUGCGGUUUCGAUACUUGGGGAAUAAUAAUACAGUAAUGCCACCAAUUAUCAUCGAUAACUCGCAAUGUAUGGCGUUUCAACAUUCUUUCACGGCAAUAAUAAUGCAAUUUAACACAUCAGAAAGAGCACCACUACGAUUACGUUGUCCAUGUAACGUACGCACUUAAGAAGUUAUAGACUUUUAUUUUUAAUAAUCAAACCGCACGUCUUCAGGUGCUUUUAUAUAUUUCCGUCACAUGCCGCCGUCGAGUUUAUAGAUCAUAAAAUAUGUAAUGAGUGUUAUUAAAAAUUCCUCCUAACACUAACAAUUGAUUUCCUCGCCGUUGAUGUUACCACUCGAUAAGAACGUGUCAAGAGACUCAGUUUCUCCCCAAGUGUGUACUGAUCAAAAGAAAUAAUUCUGACAAAUUCACGUAGUUGACGUGGUAUACCUAUAAAACUUUCAAUAACGAUUCGCUAAAAAAUAGGGCUCUCCUACGUUUUAUGGGUUUGUAAAGAUCUGAUCCCUGAAAAACAUGAGCGUAAUUAAAGGAUUGACGGCGAUGACGGUAUUGAUCUGGACAGUAGGAGGGUCAUCGUCAGUGUCGAGCUGUCGGAUUUCCGAAUUCCAAUGCAAGUCCAUAAAUCGUUGCAUCCGAUUGGAUGAAUACUGUGACGGCAAGAACGAUUGCCCUGACAGAUCGGACGAACCUCCUCAGUGCACCGCAUGCAAUAGAACGUAUUAUGGUGAAAUAGGGAAAUCUUACAGACUGACAGUGAAGAAAACUAAGGAUGAUAGACCAUUUCUAUGUCAUUUAAGUUUUACAGCAAGUGGACAAGAGCUCGGUGAUUUAAUUGAGUUGAUUUUCGAAGAAUUUCGUCUGGGGAUGUUGGACAACGGAAGAUGCGUCGGUGGUGAAAUGCAAAUUUUGGAACUCGGUAGACCUUACGUGGGUGGCUCUUGGUGUGGAUUCAGUCCACUUGAUGGAAAUCCACCAGCAGUGUACUACAGUGAAUCUGGCACUGUGACUAUGACGCUAAGAAUACCGUACAGCGGUUUGUUUCAGUCAAUACCUUUUAGGUUCGAUUUGCGAUUUAAGUUUUUGGACAACCAACAAGCUUCAGUUCGGUUGGGCACAACGGACGAACCAAAAGAACGCGGUGAACCCGUGCCCGGCACCUACUGCAGUAGAAAUUUUUAUGAGUGUUACAGAAAAAAGUGCUCGCUGCAGUCACCCAACUACCCGGGGAUGUAUCCAAGAAACGUGAGUUGCCACUUCACUGUCCGGCAAAAAGUGGUACCCAAGUGCAAGCACGCUAUGGUGUCUCUUAGCCAAAAGCAUGGAGUCCGGUUGUUGCAGACAGCGCGGGCGUCUAACGAAACGGCAAUCGUUCGAGUCAACGAUAUGUGCAAAAAUGAUGCAGACAAAUUGGUGUUUCAUGACGGACCGACGGAAGACGAUCCUGUACUGUUAACGUACUGCGGUGGACCAGUACUACCCCGGAUCGUAUCAAGCGGUCCCGUCAUGCUAAUAGUUUUCAGGUCUGCAACCUUCGAUACACCCGGCACGUUUUCGUCGCCCGUGCCUGUGUCAGUAUUGCGCAGCUUUGAACUCGACCUUCAAAUAGCGUUUGUCGACUCAGAUUCAUUGGACUAUUCUAGAGGUAAACAUUUUUGCGAGUUCGUCAUUAACGCGUCCAGCUCACUCAAGUCAAGACGAGGCAUUUUGGUCAACCCUCAGCACUCGAUUCCACCGAACAGCACGUGCACGUACCGAUUCCAAGGAAAGCCCGAUGACAAAAUUUGGCUAUUUUUUGAAAGCUACGGUCAUAGAAGCACCAAUCACUACAUAACGUUUAAGCCGUGUCCUACCAGACUACGUUUAUGGGACGGUGCGGGUACACUGAUGGGGGACCAUUGCGACGCGCCUAAACUAUGCGAACAUGCAUCACUGCCUAACAAGACUCGACCCUGUUCGAUGCCCGACGAAAGCUACUUAUCGAAAUCGGCCAGCGUAUUCCUACAGGUUCACACGGUGCUCGGUACCGUUUUGGAACCUUAUAACUUUAAGCUGCACUACGAGUUUGUAGACAGUAGUGUAUACGAUAGAGACGACACGGAUGGUGGUGGAUGUGUGAUAAACUAUAAGGUACGAAAGUCCAUUGACAUAGCAGAACCAAGAAACGUGUUCUUGUACGGUAGAGGCGGUGCAAAAAACUUUGAUUGUCUCUACAGGUUGCACGCCGAACCUGGUUACCGUAUGCAAAUUGUUAUGAGAAACGCAUCUUUCGGUUCCAGAGAAUGUGGCGUUCAACAAAUGAAAACUAUAAGAAGUAAACUUCUAUGCCCCGAAGGUGACGGCUCGAAGCUGACCAUUAGCGAAGUAUACUGGCAAGGGUUAAGACUGGAAAGGGGCUGUUAUUGUCAGAAUUUUACUGAAAACGUGUUGGGUGCUUCCCAGGUGACUUAUGACCCAUCUUCUAGUCUAGUUGAGAUUCGUUUUCGAGUAUCCAAUUUGGCCGUUACCGAAGAUUUUACCAACAUAUAUUUCAACGUGCACAUCCGCGUUACGCGUUCACCGGCGUGUCCAAGAAAACAAUGGGUGCGAGGUUCCGGUGGCGAAAUCGAGUUGGUGUAUCCCCCACAACUUCGUGACGAUAUAUACUGCCACGAUAAACCCUGGCUACUGGAAGCUCGAACCGGCCACAGUAUGUUCGUUCAAACGUGGGGACACUUUUUGCCAUUGAACACUUCGCUGUCUCAGUGUAAAACUCGAAAUCGAGUUAUGUUGUACGAGCUCGAACCAGUCCGGCUUAUCAAGCAAAUAUGUCCUGCCGACGUCCGGGACGAUAGGCGAAGUAUCCACAUGUUCUCGGAUGAAUGGGCAGACUAUUUGCCGGUCGCUGGCCGCCAGAGUCCCAGGUUUAUGGUCGAGUUUUUAGCGUUGGAGCCAGGUUCAUUGGCGUUCAAAUGGCUGGAGGUUUCCAAACCUGAAUUUGUCGCUGCCCAGCCAAAUCGUUCGGUCAACUUCAAAUUAGGAUGCGUUCACGGUUGCCCUGAGCUAAACGCUUGUAUAAGCUCCACGUUGUGGUGUGACGGUCAUAAAAAUUGUCCUUCAGGUGUGGACGAGUCGGACUUAAACUGUCAAACUAAGUGGCCCACAGUUCAAGCUGCAUUACAAACUUACGGUGUUCCCGUCGUAGCGGUAACCCUAUUCGGGUUAGUGUUUGCUCUAUUGGCGUUCAUUUACUGUUCCCGCGAACCCGAUUACAAAACUUACGAAGAGCCUGAACAGCAGACGACCAUCACUGACCACACUCGUUCAUGUUCAACUAUUGCUUCCUGACAGCAAAACUCGGUCGACAUUGAAGACAUUGUCGAUCGAGAGACUUGUGUGUAAAAUACCUGCUCAAGUCAUUACGUCGUAAAAUCUUUUUUUCUUUUUUACUGUAUCGUUGAAACGAAAAGUUCUGUCCAAAGUAGGUGCCUUAAAGAGUUUAUUGUUGAUAUUUAAACAUUUAAUUGUUUCUAUAUGAUAAAUUUAUUGUUGUUAUAACUUAACGGACUUGUUUUAUUCAUAACAUUGUAAAAAAUUUAUUUUAGAUGCCAUACUGUGUUGAAUUAUACGAUAUUAACAUGUACAUUAAUUACUAUGUAUUUUUUAACAUCAAUGAAAUGUAUCCUUGAAAGUCUUUUACUUUAAAAACAUACAUUAGACUACAAAUUAGUAUAUCGAAAUUUAAUGUUCUCGUAUAGUUAAUGUAUUACGUUACACUUUUUUUAAGAUAUGUAUUGUUUUAUUAUUAUAUUAUUCAAUUCAUCACACCAUAUAGUUCUAACAAAGAAAAAUUAUGCCAAAUAUAAUGUGAUAUUGUCUUACCUACUAACUUUUUAUCAUUAACUAUUUUAAUUUUAUUAGAGACAAAAUUAAUUGCCAAUUUAUGUAAAAAUGGUUUUAAAUUGAAAUGAAAAACAAUCUUAAGUUUUUAUGUAGGUACUAUUGUUAAACAAUGUAUUUUAGUGUUACCAUAUUUUGUAUAAAAAAGCACAAGUA
Molecule: messenger RNA, 4072 nt
Organism: Daktulosphaira vitifoliae (grape phylloxera)
Lineage: Eukaryota; Metazoa; Arthropoda; Insecta; Hemiptera; Phylloxeridae
Exons: 4
Coding region: 554-3364 (936 amino acids)
Cellular component (GO): plasma membrane
Molecular function (GO): protein binding
Source: RefSeq, a predicted model, not a curated record